AUGCGCCCGUCCAGCGUCCUGCACCGCUUGGCCUCGCUGCUGCUGUGGUUGAACGUGCUGGGCCUGGGCCGGGGCCAGUUCCAUGGGGAGAAGGGCAUCUCCAUCCCGGACCACGGCUUCUGCCAGCCCAUCUCCAUCCCGCUCUGCACCGACAUCGCCUACAACCAGACCAUCAUGCCCAACCUGCUGGGCCACACCAACCAGGAGGACGCGGGGCUGGAGGUGCACCAGUUCUACCCGCUGGUCAAGGUGCAGUGCUCGCCCGAGCUCAAGUUCUUCCUGUGCUCCAUGUACGCGCCGGUGUGCACGGUGCUGGAGCAGGCCAUCCCGCCCUGCCGCUCCAUCUGCGAGCGGGCGCGCCAGGGCUGCGAGGCGCUCAUGAACAAGUUCGGCUUCCAGUGGCCCGAGCGCCUGCGCUGCGAGAACUUCCCCCGCCACGGGGCCGAGCAGAUCUGCGUGGGGCAGAACCACUCGGAGGACGGCGGCUCCCCGGCGCUGCUCACCAGCCCGGCGCCGCUGCCCGGUCAGGGCACCCCGGGCGCGCCGCGCUACGCCACGCAGGAGCACCCGUUCUACUGCCCGCGGGCGCUGCAGGUGCCCAGCUACCUCAACUACAAGUUCCUGGGCGAGAAGGACUGCGCGGCGCCCUGCGAGCCGGCCCGCGGCGACGGCCACAUGUUCUUCAGCCAGGAGGAGGUGCGCUUCGCCCGGCUCUGGAUCCUGGUCUGGUCCGUGCUCUGCUGCGCCUCCACCUUCUUCACCGUCACCACCUACCUGGUGGACAUGCAGCGGUUCCGCUACCCGGAGCGGCCCAUCAUCUUCCUGUCGGGCUGCUACACCAUGGUGUCGGUGGCCUAUAUCGCGGGCUUCGUGCUGCAGGAGCGCGUGGUGUGCAACGAGCGGUUCCAGGAGGACGGGUACCGCACGGUGGUGCAGGGCACCAAGAAGGAGGGCUGCACCAUCCUCUUCAUGAUGCUCUACUUCUUCAGCAUGGCCAGCUCCAUCUGGUGGGUCAUCCUGUCCCUCACCUGGUUCCUGGCCGCCGGCAUGAAGUGGGGCCACGAGGCCAUCGAGGCCAACUCGCAGUACUUCCACCUGGCCGCCUGGGCCGUGCCGGCCGUCAAGACCAUCACCAUCCUGGCCAUGGGGCAGGUGGACGGGGACCUGCUGAGCGGGGUCUGCUUCGUGGGGCUGCACAGCCUGGACCCGCUGCGCGGCUUCGUGCUGGCCCCGCUCUUCGUCUACCUCUUCAUCGGCACCUCCUUCCUGCUGGCCGGCUUCGUCUCGCUCUUCCGCAUCCGCACCAUCAUGAAGCACGGCGGCACCAAGACCGAGAAGCUGGAGCGGCUCAUGGUGCGCAUCGGGGUCUUCAGCGUCCUCUACACCGUGCCCGCCACCAUCGUCAUCGCCUGCUACUUCUACGAGCAGGCCUUCCGCGAGCACUGGGAGCGCAGCUGGGUCAGCCAGCACUGCAAGAGCCUGGCCAUCCCCUGCCCGCUGCACUACGCGCCGCGCAUGACCCCCGACUUCACCGUCUACAUGAUCAAGUACCUCAUGACCCUCAUCGUGGGCAUCACCUCGGGCUUCUGGAUCUGGUCCGGCAAGACGCUGCACUCCUGGCGGAAGUUCUACACCCGCCUCACCCACAGCCGGCACGGCGAGACCACGGUGUGA
Emys orbicularis (European pond turtle) is the source of this 1674-nucleotide messenger RNA. It is a transcript of the gene FZD2, whose product is annotated as frizzled class receptor 2. The transcript has a single exon. Gene Ontology annotation, molecular function: Wnt receptor activity; Wnt-protein binding. The record is from RefSeq and is a predicted model, not a curated record. NCBI's taxonomy places the organism in Eukaryota, Metazoa, Chordata, Testudines, Emydidae. Gene Ontology annotation, cellular component: plasma membrane. Gene Ontology annotation, biological process: non-canonical Wnt signaling pathway; canonical Wnt signaling pathway. The coding region runs from base 1 to 1674 and encodes 557 amino acids.